AUGAAUUCACUCACAGAGUUUGCUCUCGAUAAAAGAUGGUUCAAACGCAUUGGCUUGACACGAACGAAAGUUGAUGACCAAAUUAUUGUUGAGGGAUUUAAAUACGGGAAACAUCCUUUUACAUCUAAAGAAGACAAAAAGAUUGUUGAAAAUGAAUAUCAAGUUGUGCAUUUUGAUUUGGAAACGUUCCCAAAAACAGAAAUUAAUAUUGCAAAACGUUUUCCUGAAGUCGCUGGGGGCCAUCUCAAUGGGGAUCAUAUCGCAUACUGCGCUGCAUGGAAAAUCGGUAACAAUGCAACUCAAAAAGCUUGGGGUCUCAAUUGUGUUCGAGACAUGCUUGAUUCACUUCCAGCUGACCAAAAUUUCUUAAUGUGGGCGCACAACGCCGGGUUCGAUGAACGUGUCCUUAUUUGGUAUUUAUCAACAUUUGAUAAUCGCGGAGGUUUCAUCGUGACAGGGAACAUGGUAAAACAGCUUGUGGGUACUUAUAAAGGUCGCCGCCUUGUAUUCAAGGACACAAGAUCAUUUAUUUCUUGUAGCCUAGCCGAGAUGCCUGAGCAGUUUCCGGGGGCCUGCGGUGAAGUUACUCUUGAAAAAGAGAGUUUUCCGCACGACGUAAUGAAUGCUGAUACAUUCGAUUCUAUGUUACCAUUAGAACGUAUCAAGUCGCAGUUCGAAGAUUAUGAAGCGCUAGUAAAGAAUGCUUCAAAGAUUGACGCUAUCAAAGACAACGCUUUAGAUGUUCAGAAAUACGCCAUCCAUUACUGUAAACGAGAUGUAGAUGUUUUAGCGUUGUGUUUCCAACAUAUAUCAAUGCCUGGGCUCGCGUAUGCAAUUUUAAACAACGAUGGUGCUUAUAAUGGAUGUUUUUCAAUGGCUGGACCAUGUUUGAGUUUCGCGCGUAAAGCACUCGUAGCAGGCAGAGUUAUGACCCGCGGAAACAACAUGUGGCAUGUUAAAGUAUUUGAUACAUACUCAAUGAUUAACGACGUCCGUGUUGAGCACCACAAAACGGAGUACACUAACAAAGAGGUUGAGCUUAUUAGAGGAACUAUUACCAGCGGAGGAAUCUUCGACUUUGAUGCUGUUUCGUUGUAUCCGUCAGCCAUGGCAUUCAUUCCUGGUUUUGUUAAAGGUAGGCCUCAAAUUCAUGGCAAAGAAAUACCAGAAAACGAUUUUCAUAUUAGUAAAGUUAAAAUUCUUUCAAUCGGUAGGAAGUUGCAUUUCCCGCUUCAAUCAAUCAAGGAAGACAACGAAUCUCGUGAUUUCACCAAUAUAUUGUUGGCUGCGAAAUCAUAUUAG
Molecule: messenger RNA, 1302 nt
Organism: Plasmopara halstedii
Lineage: Eukaryota; Oomycota; Peronosporomycetes; Peronosporales; Peronosporaceae
Product: Ribonuclease H-like domain
Exons: 1
Coding region: 1-1302 (433 amino acids)
Biological process (GO): DNA replication
Molecular function (GO): DNA binding; nucleotide binding; DNA-directed DNA polymerase activity
Source: RefSeq, a predicted model, not a curated record